Molecule: messenger RNA, 495 nt
Organism: Penicillium argentinense
Lineage: Eukaryota; Fungi; Ascomycota; Eurotiomycetes; Eurotiales; Aspergillaceae
Exons: 3
Coding region: 1-495 (164 amino acids)
Source: RefSeq, a predicted model, not a curated record
AUGAAGGGUGCACGCCUGGAGGGUGGGGGAAAAUGGAUGAAUGGGCCGAAAUCGAUUUUUGGAGGAGAGCCUGAUGCACGGUCUUCAAAUAAGGAUCAAAACAAAGGGAGGACUGUUGUGAAGUUGGCUCAGAAAGAGACAUUUCGAGAGCGGAUGUGGGCGCUUAUGGGGGACGGUAGUGGGAGUGGGGAUGGCGAGGCUCCCAUGGAGAGGCCGUUUUAUGUGUCGAAUCAAUUCUUUUACUUGGCUGUCGCUUCAUGUGGGUACAUGUGGGGCCGUGGCAAAAAAACUUUGUUGACUCAUAUGGCACAAGCGGACAAUUUGACUUCAUCCAAGGCCGGCUGGCCCAAUGGCAAGGCGCUUGACUACGAAUCAAGAGAUUGCAGGUUCGACCCCUGCGUCGGUCAAUUUUUGGUGUUUACUUUAUCGCAUUGUGUUCAUGAUCCUUUUUUUAUCUGUGGUGGUGAGUAUGGUACCGAGAUACGAAGUACCUAG